Saccharomyces paradoxus is the source of this 336-nucleotide messenger RNA. It is a transcript of the gene GIM4, whose product is annotated as tubulin-binding prefolding complex subunit GIM4. Gene Ontology annotation, biological process: protein folding. Bases 1 to 336 code for a protein of 111 amino acids. The record is from RefSeq and is a predicted model, not a curated record. Gene Ontology annotation, molecular function: protein folding chaperone. The transcript is spliced from 2 exons. Gene Ontology annotation, cellular component: cytoplasm; prefoldin complex. NCBI's taxonomy places the organism in Eukaryota, Fungi, Ascomycota, Saccharomycetes, Saccharomycetales, Saccharomycetaceae.
AUGGAACAAAGAAACAACGUCUUUCAAGCAAAAUAUAAUGAAUACAAACAAAUUUUAGAGGAGUUGCAAACAAAAAUCAUAGAAUUGGGUCAUGACAAAGAUGAACAUAAUAUAGUCCUUAAAACACUGAAAGACGCUGAGCCGACGAGGAAAUGUUACAGGAUGAUAGGUGGCGCACUUGUGGAAAGUGAUGUUCAAACAAGUUUACCUAUUCUUGAAAAUAAGAAGGAAAACAUAGAAGGCACAAUCAGCAAAAUGAAAGAAACUUUGAUACAAACUGCACAAGAGUUUGAAAAGUGGAAAAAAGACAACAAGAUUCAAGUUGUUAAAAACUAA